AUAUUUGACUAAGACUACGUUAUUUCCAUGGGCUUUGUACACUUUAGGCCCAUUAUAGUUCGAGAAACCCUACUUCCGCCCGAUAAAACUCAUUUCUCUUCUCUCCCUCCUCGACGCAGUCUUGUCUCCGCAACUCUCUUAUAGCUCCUUGAAAUGGCGUCAGAGAAGAAGCUGUCGAACCCCAUGAGGGACAUUAAGGUCCAGAAGCUUGUUCUCAACAUCUCCGUUGGUGAAAGUGGUGAUCGUCUCACCCGUGCCUCAAAGGUUUUGGAACAGCUCAGUGGACAAACCCCUGUUUUCUCAAAGGCGAGGUACACUGUGAGGUCUUUUGGUAUCAGGCGUAACGAAAAGAUUGCGUGCUACGUCACUGUUAGAGGUGACAAGGCAAUGCAGCUUCUCGAGAGUGGCUUGAAAGUUAAGGAGUAUGAGCUUCUUAGGAGGAACUUUAGUGACACUGGUUGCUUUGGAUUCGGUAUCCAAGAGCACAUUGAUCUCGGAAUCAAGUAUGAUCCAUCUACUGGUAUCUACGGAAUGGAUUUCUAUGUUGUUCUUGAACGUCCAGGAUACCGUGUGGCACGUAGACGUAGAUGCAAGGCCCGUGUUGGCAUCCAACACAGAGUGACUAAGGAUGAUGCAAUGAAAUGGUUCCAAGUCAAGUAUGAAGGAGUUAUCCUCAACAAGUCACAGAACAUCACCGGUUAAAAAAAAAUCUUGUUGAUUUUAGCUUUGUUUCGUGUUCUUUUAUCUUUUAUGAUUUCUGGAUGUUAAAGAAUUUCUUGUUGUAGUAAAAACCUUUUUUUGACAUGUGGUAGAAUCUAAAAUCUUCCAAGAA
Messenger RNA from Raphanus sativus (radish), 832 nucleotides. Its product is annotated as 60S ribosomal protein L11-1. Gene Ontology annotation, biological process: translation. The coding region runs from base 154 to 702 and encodes 182 amino acids. Gene Ontology annotation, molecular function: RNA binding; structural constituent of ribosome. The record is from RefSeq and is a predicted model, not a curated record. Lineage: Eukaryota; Viridiplantae; Streptophyta; Magnoliopsida; Brassicales; Brassicaceae. The transcript is spliced from 5 exons. Gene Ontology annotation, cellular component: cytosolic large ribosomal subunit; ribosome.